UACGCAUGUACCUUGAUCGUGUUACAACAAGUCUGAUUUUGGAAAUAUAAUCAAAGAAAGGAAAUAUGUAUCAGAAUUUACUAUCACCUUAAAAUGUGAGAUAUACAGUAUUGAAUUAAACGGUUGAAAUUGGAAGGAAAAUGAGCUCAUUGUGCAGGUAUGUGUCAUUUGCGCUGGAGCGCAUGACUCCGCGUCACGUGACCGCUGUGUUGUUGUUUGCUAACAGUUACACGCAGAGAGACAAGAAAGUGUUAAAGAAAAAUCAUUUUAAUUCAAUCAAAUAGUGCCUUUUUCGAAAUAGGACUAAACCCCGAUUCAGUUUUGGUUUACACGACGGUUUCUGUCAAUGUUUUCGAGCAGUACGAGUCACGGAUGUGCUGAAGCAGCAGUGGUUUGAGCCGGCUCUUAUCUGAAGAUGAAUGCUCUGGUAGCUCUUUGUCACUUCUGUGAGCUGCAUGGCCCACGGACACUGUUCUGCACCGAGGCGCUACACCCUCCAUCCCCAGACCCUUCAUCUCAAGCAGGGGCCCCGGUGCCCGGGGACAGGGACAGAGACGGGGACCGGGAGGGUGAAGGGCUGACUAUGAGAGCCAACAGCUCAACUACACAGAGAGGAGAGAUGUGUGAGGGAUGUCGAUCUCUACCUGCAUCUCACCCAGGCUUCGUGAGCAUCGAUGAUGAAACAGGCAUUCGCUUCCUGAGCCAUCAGCACCCCAGACAGCCUCAGCUCUUUAGUGUGGUCCGCCAGGCAUGUGUUCGUAGUCUCAGUUGUGAGGUGUGUCCUGGGCGGGAAGGGCCAAUUUUUUUCGGAGAUGAGCAACAGGGGUUUGUGUUCUCACACACAUUCUUUAUCAAAGACAGCUUGGCCCGGGGGUUUCAGCGGUGGUACAGUAUUGUUAUGGUAGCCAUGGAUAGGAUCUACCUCAUCAAUUCCUGGCCUUUCCUGUUACGUCACCUCAAGCUUACCAUACAGAGCCUACAAAGCACUGCUCUAAAGGUGUUUGACAGUGAACAAGGCGUUUGUCCCCAGCGAGCUAUGAGGAUGAAUAGUGUAUUUUCACCUGCUGUUUUCCCACACCAAAGGAGUGGCAACGCGGCCCGGUCACUAACUUCUCUCACCCAGCAUCCCAAUCUCUGGGCCAGCCUUCACUCCUCUUUCAGCUGGUUGCUGAAGGCUUGUGGGAGUCGUCUGACAGAGAAGCUCCUCGAGGGGGCGCCCACAGAGGACACGCUUGUGCUUAUAGAGAGGCAAACAGAGCAAGAGGAGGAAAUGAGCUGUUGGGAGGGUGCAGAAGGAGGUGGAUCCAAGUUGCAGCUGCACCAAUCAGAGGGCAAGCUGGGCCUCAACUUUGGAUAUGACGACUCGAAAUUAGAUGAAAUACCUGGUCCAAAAGUGAAGUCGCUGAGGCAUUUAAGACAGGUCAUCGGUGCAGCUGACUUUCGACAGCUAGCGUGGCAUGUGCUCAUGGGAAAUCAGGUCAUAUGGAGAUGUGCAGAACCCGGGUUCAUCCAGUCAGCUUUUACAGUGCUUAAGUCUUUGCUUCCCGUAGGCUGUGUGCGCUCCGUGCCAUACAGUUCUCAGUACGAAGAGGCCUACAAGUGCAACUUCUUGGGUCUCAGCCCCGAUGUGCCUAUUCCAGCUCAUGUCAGCUCCUCAGAGUUUUCGGUGCUGGUGGACGUGACUUCAGACAGAGGUCAUCAAAUCUCUGCUUUAUGUGAAGAUGUCUGCACACUUUAUCAGUUCACGAUCAGCAGUGCAAACACCCAGCCAACCGACAGAGGUCCAACCUUACUGAACAAGCUUGAGGUGGCUCUGUCUAAUGAGAACUUGUCUGUGGAUGUCGUGUCUCACUGCUUGCUGUGUUUGAAGGAAGAGUGGAUGAAUAAAGUCAAGGUGCUGUUCAAGUUCUCCAAAGUAGACGGUCGAGGAAGGGAGGACACGCAGAAGGUUCUGGCCAUACUUGGAGCCACAGGGACCAGCGAGGAGGACAAUGUCCGGCUGCUCAAAUACUGGAUGACUGGACUCAGUAAAACCUACAAGAGUCAUUUAAUGACAGCGGUCCGAGGAGGGGAACGGAGCCUAAGCCAGUGACAAAGAGAGGAGGAGGAGCAAAUGGAGGGGAAAAGAAAAGAGAGCUGAAAAGAGGGGUGACAUGCUAAAAAAAAGGGAAAUUUGAAGCAAAAUAUCUAAGUGCUAAAUGAAGCAAGCAUGAAUCCUAAUGGACAGUUUCCUUAACUGUUUGGGAGUCUGAGUUGAGUGAAAGAGAACAAUGAGUGAAUGACAGGAAUGAUUUUGCUCAUCCAUUAUUGUCUUUUUAAGUAAUGAAAGACCUAUUGUGUACAAAACGGAUGAUUAUCCUGCACAGAUUAACCCAUUGAUUAAUUUUGGAUAAUGCAUGGGGAUAUUUUGUCAAAUGAAAUCUUGUCUUAGACUUGUUCUUACUAAUAUGUAAAUAUUACUUUAUUAAAAGCAUUUGCACUUUGUUUACUCUUGCUGAUGUUUAAAAAUGAAAUAGAUUAAUAUCAGGCUUCCUUAUUAAUUCUACAACUAGCUCCAUCUUGUGGUGAAUGGAAAGAGUAAUAAGGGUGAAAGUGUAGUAGAGGAGGGGAUUAGUUUCUCCAGCAGCUCCCACUCAAUUGUUUGAGUGGCUCUUGGCCAAUAAGUCCCAAGUGAUGUAAAACAAGACUUUUAGUUUUUUUCCUUGUGUCCUGAAAUGUACAAAAAUGGUUGCGUAACGAGGCCUCGGUCCAGUACAGCCAACCACAUCAGGAGGAUUUUGGCUUCUUAAUGAGCCAGUCACACAUUGAUCCACUCUGGGGUUGUUUUUUUUUUUUUUUUUUUUUUCAUAAAAGUAAUUUGAGCCUGUUGCUUUGCUGGAGUUCGGAGACUUAAGUCAAUAAAAU
Molecule: messenger RNA, 2904 nt
Organism: Cololabis saira (Pacific saury)
Lineage: Eukaryota; Metazoa; Chordata; Actinopteri; Beloniformes; Belonidae
Gene: flcn
Product: folliculin
Exons: 12
Coding region: 416-2092 (558 amino acids)
Biological process (GO): positive regulation of GTPase activity; negative regulation of transcription by RNA polymerase II; positive regulation of transforming growth factor beta receptor signaling pathway
Cellular component (GO): cytosol
Molecular function (GO): GTPase activator activity
Source: RefSeq, a predicted model, not a curated record